AAACCAGGACAUGGAACAAAAAUUUAAACUUGGGAUUGUGGUCUUCAGAUGUAUCAUCGCCGUCUGCUUUUGUACGCUUUGUUCAGCUCAAAGACUUUGCACAGUGCCUCCUGGGCCUGUCGUCGUCCCCGAGAACAACACUGCUGACAUCCAGGUGGUUAAAAUAAGCUCUGGCAGUGAUGUCACUCUAACGGUCGUGGCCAACCCCCAAGAAAUGUUUUAUCUAAAAGGCAAAGCCCUGAUGGUGAAAAAAGAACUGGACUAUGAGACUGUACAGAAUACAGCAACUCUAGUGGUGUGGGUGCAAUGCAACAGACCCGGUUCCAAAUCUCUGAACGAGUCUGUUGAAGUGGUCGUGGAAAAUAUAAAUGACAACCCCCCAAACUUUGCUCAGAACCACUAUAUACUGGAAGUGAAUGAGCUGACUACAGUCAACUCCAGCGUGGGACUAAUAGAAGCUACUGAUGUUGAUUCUGAACCACUGUAUUAUCGCUUAGAGUCUGCCAUGGAUAAAUAUUUCCACUUGGAGAACAUCAACACUCCAAAAUUACUGGUUAAAAGUGUAAUGGACUACGAUGUUGUGCAAAAGAUCUCUCUGGUGUUACAUGUGCAGGACACACUUAAUGGUUCAGCCUCCAAUAAGCCAUUCUUCACAUCUGUGGCCACCAUUACAGUGCACGUGAAGGACGUGGACAACCGCCCCCCAUGGUUUCAGCCUUGUUUGAGGACUAACUUGGGGCUCGCUAAGCUGUGUUUGAGCACGGGCUACAGAGGCAAAGUCAAUCUGACUGAGAAGGAGGAGGGCCCGCUGACGCUGGAACCAGGUCCAGUGUUUGCUAAAGACGGAGACAAGAACAGAAGCGAACAGAUCAGCUACAGAAUAUUAAGAGGGAACGAAGGGAACAUAUUCCAGAUAGAUGAGGACACAGGAAACAUCAGCAUGUCAAAAGCUGCUGAUAUUGUGGGCCCCAUAACUCUCACUGUUCUGGCAUCACAGGUGACCAACAGAGACCAGUUUGCUGUGACUCAGGUGACCUUUGAGGUGAUGAAGAAGAGCAGGAACCCUCCUCGCUUUGAGAAGGAGCGUUACGAGGGGUUUAUCUACAGCAACUCUGUGCCUGAAAGCAUGAUCCUCAGGGACCGCAGCACAUAUCGGCCCUUCAGGGUUCGAGCCCGGGAUGAGGACUUUGCUGGUGGUGUGAAUCCGGAUGUCAAAUAUGAGGUGCAGUACAGCAGCUACGUCAACGUGACCUCAGAUGGUUUUGUGAUCCUAAAGAGGGUUGUGAAGACCGAGUCCUUUGCAUUGCAGCUCAGAGCGGUGGACUCCACAACGGGAGAGGUUGGCACAACAGCACUUUCUGUUCAAGUCAUACCAGCUGACGCCAUACCGUCCCCUUCAAAUGUUGGCUACCGUGCGGGUGACAUGGCGCUCCUCGGGCUGGUCAUGGCAGCUCUGCUGGUCCUCUGCCUCAUUGUGAUUGGCUUCUUGAUCUCCCGCUUGUGGAAGGACAACAUAUGUGAGUGCUUGGACUGUCUGAAGUCUAAGCAGCAGCACGGCGGCCACAGAGACUCCCUGCAGUACACCAAUGACGGCUUCCAGAACGAGGCCGACGCAAGCCGCGGACGCCUGAAGAACGCCCGUACCAGAGGGAGCAGCUUCCCCCUGGCCGGGGGCCGAGUCGUCCCCCAGGGGAGACGCAACCGCCACUGCUCCUCCUGCGGCGUUUUUGCAAACCACGUCCCCAAAGGGAGCCCCUCGUUAAGACCCUCCAGGAGGGGUCGGGGGGACGGGGACGACUCCAGCUCGAGGUACAUGCUGGCCAAACAGAGGAGGAGGGAGGGACAGAAGACGGUGUGGUUCAAGGAGAGCGAGGACUCCUCGGACAUUGAGGUGGAGAUCAUCCCGGACACUGUGGGCCGAGUAGAGGAGGAGACGCAGGAGGAGCUGGAGGAGGAGUUGGUGAUGGAGGGAGUUGUCAGAGACCCUGUUGCUCCGUGCGCACAGUCUGAGGAAGGCCAACAGAGCUCCAAUCUGGAACCUGGACCUGACCAGGACCAAGGCGGUACUACUGUGGAAAAAGAGAAGGAUGGCAAUGAUCAGGAUGGCUGACAGAAUAUUUUUCUUGUUUCUCUAAUUUGGAUUCUGCAACCAAAAGCCC
Molecule: messenger RNA, 2159 nt
Organism: Nerophis lumbriciformis (worm pipefish)
Lineage: Eukaryota; Metazoa; Chordata; Actinopteri; Syngnathiformes; Syngnathidae
Product: cadherin-related family member 5-like
Biological process (GO): cell-cell adhesion mediated by cadherin; homophilic cell-cell adhesion; adherens junction organization
Cellular component (GO): catenin complex; membrane; adherens junction
Molecular function (GO): calcium ion binding; cadherin binding; beta-catenin binding
Source: RefSeq, a predicted model, not a curated record